Molecule: messenger RNA, 1606 nt
Organism: Salvia hispanica
Lineage: Eukaryota; Viridiplantae; Streptophyta; Magnoliopsida; Lamiales; Lamiaceae
Source: RefSeq, a predicted model, not a curated record
UCGCAUUUAUGUAAUUAUAUAACCUAAACCCUCCCAGCUUCUUCUCCAGGUAAAGUAACCAAUACUGUAAAGAGAAAGAAAUGGUGGUGAGUGUGAAAGCAACCCACGUGGUAAGGCCGGCGGAGGAACGGCCGGACGAAACCAUGUACUUAAAUUCAGGCGAUCAAAUCAAAGAGAUAGUACACACUCCCACAAUCUACUUUUACAAUCACUCCCCCGCACUGGAGGCCGCAGAUGUCGUUUCCGUACUGAAAGAUUCCCUCAGCAAAGCCCUAGCAUUUUUCUACCCUCUCGCCGGCCGCCUCCACUGGUCGGAGGCAGGCGGCAGCAGGGUGGAGCUCCACUGCAACGGCGCAGGCGCCCCCAUCUUCGAGGCCGAGACCGACGCAGCCAUCGUUGAUUUCGGCGACUUCACACCAACGCAAGCAAUCGAACCCCUAAUCCCCUCCUUCGACUACACCACUCCACUCCAUCACAUCCCCAUGGUGCUCGUGCAGCUCACGCGCUUCCGCUGCGGCGGCCUCAGCAUCGGCCUUGGCAUCUCCCACGUCAUGGCGGACGGCCCCAGCGCCCUCCACUUCGUCGCCGAGUGGACCAAGCUCGCCCGCGGCGGCGGCCCCAUCGCGCCCCCCUUCCUCGACCGGAAGGCGGUGGAGAGCAACGGCGAGCAGCGCUUUGAGUUCGAUCCGUCAGCCCUCCUCCCCCCGCCGUCGCUGAUCGACCAGGAGGAAAAAUCUCCGAUCGUUGUGGCAUUGCUCAAUCUCAGCAAGGCCGACAUCGAGAAGCUUCGGGUAAAGGCCAACGUGGACCGAGUGGGGGAUCGCGGCUACAGCCGGUUCGAGUCGGUGGCGGCCCACAUCUGGCGGUGCACGAGCGAGGCGCGGGGCCACGCGGCCGAGCAGCAGACUAGCCUCGUCUUCGUGGCGGACUUUCGCAACAAAUUAAACCCGCCCCUCCCAAAGAACUACUUCGGCAACGCGUUGAUCCGCGUGGAGGCAAGGGAUACCUCGGGCAGCCUCGUGUCGGAGCCCAUAGGCGCUGUGGCGAGGAAAUUACGAGAGGCGGUGGAGAAGGUGGGGGACGAGGGCGUGCGAGGGUACCUGGAGUAUCUGAGUAAGUUGGAGGAUGUGGGGCGGUUCAGAUCGCUGGACAAUGAGGGCCGGCCCAAGGUGGCGUACUAUGGGAACCCCAAUGUGGUGAUCAUAAGCUGGGUUGGGUUGCCCCUUUACGGGACGGAUUUCGGGUGGGGUAAUGAGGUCCAUGUAGGACCCGGGUCCGUGGGAUUUGAUGGGAAAGCCUAUAUUCUUCCCCAUCUUCAAGAAGAUGGUGCGUUCCAAGUUGCCAUAUGGUUGCAGGAGAAUCAUAUGCAGGCUUUCAAGACAUGUUUCUACCACAAUAUUUGAUUUCUGUUUUUGUUGCUGUUAUAUAAUUUGUCACCAUUUGAUCCGGUGUGAAUGUAUUCAUGAAUAAGCGUGCGUGCGUGUGUGUGUUACAGAGAAGGAUAGACUGAGAGAGUUCCUUCCUAUGGCUUGAUUGUCCUAUACUAAUAUUACUUUGUGCAUUGAGUGACUAGCAGCAAUAUAUCAUUAUGCGUUGUGUUUUUCAA